Molecule: messenger RNA, 2861 nt
Organism: Trichomonas vaginalis G3
Lineage: Eukaryota; Parabasalia; Trichomonadida; Trichomonadidae
Product: organellar and viral DNA polymerase type B
Exons: 1
Molecular function (GO): nucleic acid binding
Source: RefSeq, a predicted model, not a curated record
AUGUAUCGGAAGUUGUCUAAGUUAGAACACUCGGAAAUAAAACAACUUCUUACAGAAGCUAAUAUAGAUGUUGCAAAGCAUUACGCAACAAACAAAAAAGCACUCGCUGACAUCCUCAAUGACUAUAAUGGUGCAAUAAGUUAUGAUAGAAUUCAUGAGUUCAUAAAGCCGCAACGCGGCGAGGACGAAGUCCAUGCAAGAGCAUUUCCUUUAAAUGACGUUGCUAUUGACUUAUAUCAUAGACGUUCAGUACCUCAUGAAGUAAGAAGAGAAAUGUUUGACAUAACAAAUGCGAACGUUGGUGAAACAAGAAGAAGAGACGACACACUGAAACAACAGAGAAGAGAGAUGUUUAAAAGUGCUAUAGAACAAGUUCGCAAAGUCAAUGAUGUCAUUCGUUCCAUUGACGACAAACCAAAAGAAGGUGAGAGAUGGUUAAAGAAAGAUGAAGAGAAUAGGAAGAGGAAUGUUAAGACAGGCAAUAGACUCAUUGACUUUAACAUCGAAGCUUUAGAUGAACCAAACAGAGACUACUUACACAAACAUUUCGGUAAGGUUUUCAUGAGACUCUUAGAGAAGAUUAAAAUAAACUCCCAACAAAGAUGGAUGGUAUGUUAUAAACUUGGUGGAAAGUAUGAAUGUUCUACGUUAAACCUCAAUAAUAUUGGAACAUUACUACAUCAGCUCUUGAAGGAGAACUUUAUAUCAGAGAUAGAAGCAAAUGCUGCAGGUAUUGUUGAAAUGCACUAUGACUUCUUCUUGACUAACAUAAAGAAUCUUACUGAAAUAAAGAUGUAUGAUUUAACAGAAUAUGAAGGCUUAACGAUGUCAGAUGUAAAGAAAGGCAAACCAAAAAAGAGACCAUAUAGAGAUGAAAGCACACUGACAAAUGACCAGAAAGCCAUUUUGGAAGCUCUUAAGCAAACAGGAAACCCAGCACUUAUAGAAAGCUUUUGGAAAGAUAAUGGUGAAAAGAAGUUUUAUAAGAAGAGAAGCGGUCAGUUCUGGAAGUAUCUUUGCACAUUACCUAUAAAUCUUGAACGCUACCAAAUCUUCAAUGAACUGAACAAAAGAACUGCAACACUUAUGACAGAAGAUAACUGCUUCGUUUCUGCUUGCAUUCAGGCUGGAGUAAAUGGAGAGACUAUUGACCACAUGAGAGAAGUCAUUCGUGUUAGAGACUUUCCUCAAAGUAAAGUACAAGAAAUUUCUGACGCAACAGGUAUAGCAUUUAAUGUUACCAUUGGUUACUUCAAUGACUCAAGACAUAAUGAAAUAAAGAGAUACAUACCAAAAGAAUGCGAAACUGUUAGAACUAUUGACUUACUUCUUGUUGAAGACCACUACAUGCUAAAUGAAAGAUUACCAAUGACAACAUAUUUCAUUCGCAACUAUAUAGAAAUCUUGAAGGAGUGUGGUGGAAUGAACAUUGAGAAACAGAUGAAGAUUUAUACAAAGAGAGAGAACAAAUAUGUAGUUCGUUAUGAUAGAACAACACCGUUAUGGGAUGUUAUGAAAACAUUGUGGGAGUGCAAAUAUUUCGAACCUAUUUCUUAUGGAGAACUUUUCACAUAUACGACUGACUUAUAUAAACAGAACCUUGCACCAUUUAAAGAUUUGACAUAUGCUCCAAAGUAUUGUGUACAACUGAAGAAGAAAGCCGAGUCAAAAGAAGUAAAUAAAGCUAAAUGUAAGUUCAUUCCUGAGCACGUUUUCUUUGCUGACUUUGAGUGUAGCACUGAUGGAGUUCAUAAAGCCUUUAACAUUUGUUAUGACAGUGAAGAUGGUUCAGUGAGUGAAAGCAUUUGGGGUCAGAACUGUGCAACAGAAUUUUUGGAACGACUUCCUGACAAGAGUUUAAUAUAUUUCCAUAACCUCAGUUAUGAUAUAAACUUCAUCUUAAGACACAUGACAGAAGUGAAAGGAACUCCCAUCAUUAAAGGUUCACGAACAAUGCAAAUAACUGGCUUAUAUAAAGGUAAAGCAAUCAUUAUUAAAGAUUCAUACACUGUUAUAAAUAAGAAGCUUAAACUAUUUCCUGAAAUGUUUCAUUUGCAGUGCGGUGAAAAGGAAGUAUUUCCAUACAACUACUACAGCAGUGUUUUGUUAGCAAAUGACAACAGAACUGGUGUCAUUUCUGAAGCAUGUAAGUUUAUCCGGGAUGCGGAUACGUUCAUGAAAAACAUAGAUUCCAUCAAAGGUUGCAGAAUAGAUGAAAACCACUUCGACUUAGAAAAGUAUAGCACAUUUUAUUGCAAACAAGAUGUAAGAAUUUUAAGAGAAGGUUUUGUUAAGUUCCGCAAUGAUAUAUUAAAAGAAUUUGAUUUAAACGUUUAUGACUACGUUAGUAUUUGUUCUAUUGCUAACAAAUUGUUUGAGAACAGAGUGUACUUCCCGAAUGGAAAUUUAUAUGACCUCUCAAAUAAACCAAGAGAAUUUAUUUCACGCUGUAUUCAAGGUGGAAGAUGUAUGCUGUCAGAUAACAUUAAACAAAAGAGCGAAAAGAAACUCAUUGCUGAUUUCGACGCUGUUUCAUUAUAUCCAUCAGCUAUAGCAAGACUUUAUACUUUAGAAGGUAUUCCAAAGGUUAUGAAGAAAGAAAUGUUAAGCACAGAGUAUCUCAUGAAACAUUUAUUCGAUGACGACCAAAAGGAACCCAUUGGUGAAAAGUUUAUGUCUGGCUUCUUUGUUCUCAUUAAGAUAACAGAGAUUGGAAUACAUAGACACUUUCCUUUAAUAGUUUGUGACCCUGAACUAAAUCCAGAACUUAACGUUCCCAGAAGUUCAAACACUUGCUGUUUAAUGUAUGUUGACCAUAUAACAUUACAAGACCUCAUAAAAUAUCAAGGUGUCAAAUGUGA